Centropristis striata (black sea bass) is the source of this 5374-nucleotide messenger RNA. RefSeq names its product carbamoyl-phosphate synthase 1, mitochondrial (gene cps1). Lineage: Eukaryota; Metazoa; Chordata; Actinopteri; Perciformes; Serranidae. Gene Ontology annotation, molecular function: ATP binding; carbamoyl-phosphate synthase (glutamine-hydrolyzing) activity; metal ion binding. Gene Ontology annotation, biological process: L-arginine biosynthetic process; L-glutamine metabolic process; 'de novo' pyrimidine nucleobase biosynthetic process. The record is from RefSeq and is a predicted model, not a curated record. Gene Ontology annotation, cellular component: cytoplasm; carbamoyl-phosphate synthase complex.
CUCUCCAAACCCCCUGUUAAAGUCCCUGAUAUGACACGAGGAGCGACCAAAAACCACUUCACUCAACAGGCUUCAAUCAAAAUUUUGCGCCUCAUUUGUACAGUUUGUCCGACUUUCUUCAAACGGGAAAGUUUUCAUUCACGUGUGUGUGCAGCUUUACUGAAUCAGUAGGCUAACAUGACAAAAAUCCUGCUGGCUUACAGCGUUGUUAAAGCCCUGAGACAAGGCUGUGUGCUGGGCAGGAGAGCUGGGAACACGUCGGCAUGGCUCAGAUCUCAAACUACUAGACUUUUUAGUGUCAAGGCCCAGACGGCCCACCUGGUCUUGGAGGACGGCACCAGGAUGAAAGGCUUUUCCUUCGGGCAUGAUUCCUCUGUAGCAGGGGAACUCGUCUUCAAUACCGGCCUGGUGGGGUACCCUGAGGCCCUGACUGACCCCAGCUACAGAGGUCAGAUCCUGACCCUGACCUACCCUAUCGUGGGAAACUACGGAGUCCCCAACAGCCAGGAGCUGGACGAGCUGGGCCUGAGGAAACAUCUGGAGUCAGAUCGGAUCCAGGUUUCUGGACUUCUUGUUCAAGACUACAGUCAUGAAUACAGCCACUGGAACUCUGUCAAGUCUUUGGGACAAUGGCUCCAAGAAGAGAAGGUUCCUGCACUGUUUGGAAUAGACACCAGGAUGUUGACCAAGAUCAUCAGAGACAAGGGCACGGCUUUGGGGAAGAUAGAGUUUGAAGGGCAGCCUGUGGAGAUAUCCGACCCCAACCAGAGGAACCUGGUGGCAGAAGUCUCAACCAAGGAAAUCAAAGUGUAUGGAAAGGGAAACCCAGUGAAAGUGGUGGCUGUUGAUUGUGGCAUUAAACAUAAUAUCAUUCGUCUGCUGGUGAAGAGGGGUGCCGAGGUCCACCUGGUCCCCUGGAACCAGGACCUGCUGAGUCUAGAAUACGACGGGCUUUUCAUCUCCAACGGACCCGGAGAUCCUUCUCUGGCUCAGACGCUCAUCAACAACGUCCGCAAGGUGCUGCAGAGCGACCGUCCUGAGCCGGUCUUUGGGAUCUGUAUGGGGAACCAGAUCACGGCUCUGGCUGCAGGAGCCAAGUCAUACAAGCUGCCUAUGGGAAACAGAGGCCAGAACCAGCCGGUGGUGAACGUGAUGACGGACCAGGCCUUCAUCACGGCUCAGAACCACGGCUACGGCAUCGACAGCGACUCCCUCCCCCCGGGAUGGAGCCCGCUGUUCGUCAACGCCAACGACGGCACCAACGAGGGCAUCAUGCACAACACUAAGCCCGUUCUCACGGCCCAGUUCCACCCGGAGGCUAAAGGCGGUCCCACCGACACAGAGUUCCUCUUCGAUGCCUUCAUGUCUCUGAUCAAGAAAGGAAAAGAUGCAAAUAUAUAUUCAGUCAUGCCAAAGAAGCCAAGCAUUCCUCCCAGAGCCCAGGUGUCGAAGGUUCUGGUUCUGGGUUCUGGAGGUCUGUCCAUCGGUCAGGCUGGAGAGUUCGACUACUCUGGAUCUCAGGCCGUCAAGGCCAUGAAGGAGGAGAACCUGAAGACGGUGCUGAUGAACCCAAACAUCGCCUCGGUCCAGACUAACGAGGUGGGAACCAAGCAGGCCGACUCCGUCUACUUCCUGCCCGUCACGCCUCAGUUUGUGACGGAGGUGAUCAAGGCGGAGCGUCCCGACGGGAUCCUGCUGUCCAUGGGGGGACAGACGGCACUCAACUGUGGAGUUGAGUUGUUCCAGCAUGGCGUCCUGGAGAAGUACGGGGUGAAGGUGUUGGGGACCCCGGUGGAGUCCAUCAUGGCCACAGAGGACAGACAGCUCUUCGCUGACAAACUGAUGGAGAUCAACGAGAAGAUCGCACCGAGUUUCGCUGUCAAGACGGUAUCAGACGCUCUGGAGGCUGCAGAGAAGAUCGGCUACCCGGUGAUGCUGCGCUCGGCCUACGCCCUCGGAGGUCUGGGCUCUGGUCUGUGUGCCAACAGAGAGAAGCUGGAGGAAACUGCCCACAAGGCUCUGGCGAUGAGCAGUCAGAUCCUGGUGGAGAAGUCUCUGCUGGGCUGGAAGGAGGUGGAGUACGAGGUGGUGAGGGACGUGGCUGAUAACUGCGUCACCGUCUGCAACAUGGAGAACUUCGACCCACUCGGCAUCCACACAGGUGACUCCAUCGUGGUGGCACCCAGCCAGACGCUGUCCAACGAGGAGUACCACAUGCUCCGUGAGACGGCCAUCAAAGUGGUCCGUCACCUCGGCAUCAUCGGAGAAUGUAACAUCCAGUACGCCCUGCACCCGUCCUCCCUGGAGUACUGCAUCAUCGAGGUCAACGCCAGGCUCUCCAGGAGCUCCGCCCUCGCCUCCAAGGCCACCGGGUAUCCCUUGGCGUUUGUUGCCGCCAAGCUGGCUUUAGGUAUCCCCCUACCGGAGAUCAAGAACGCUGUAUCGGAGAAGACCACGGCCUGCUUCGAACCCAGCCUGGACUACAUCGUCACCAAGAUCCCCCGCUGGGACCUGGACCGCUUCCAGGGCAUGUCCCAGGAAAUAGGCAGCGCCAUGAAGAGUGUUGGAGAGGUGAUGGCGGUGGGCCGGACCUUUGAGGAGAGCGUGCAGAAGGCCCUGAGGAUGUGUCAUCCAUCAGUGGACGGCUUCGUGCCCCGGCUGCCACUCAAGAAAGCCUGGGCCGACUCCCAGGACCUGCAGCAGGAGCUGGCUGUGCCCUCCAUCACCCGCAUCUUCUCCCUCGCCAAGGCGCUCCACAGUGGGAUGAGUGUGGAGCAGAUCCACCAGCUGACCUCCAUAGACAAAUGGUUCCUGCACAAACUCAACAGGAUCACACAGCUGGAGCAGCACAUGGCAAACUACAACAGCGCUACGGUUCCCAAGGGGCUGCUGAUGAAAGCCAAGCAGGAUGGUUUCUCAGACCGGCAGGUUGGACAGAUCCUGGGCUCCAGCGAGCGAGCAGCCAGAGAGCUGAGGCUCAGCCACGGCAUCAAACCCUGGGUCAAACAGAUUGACACCCUGGCAGCAGAGUAUCCGGCCAUGACCAACUACCUGUAUUGCACCUAUCACGGGCAGGAGCAUGACCUGGAGUUCAGAGACCAGGGGAUCAUGGUUCUUGGUUGUGGGCCGUACCAUAUCGGGAGCAGUGUAGAGUUCGACUGGUGUGCCGUGUCCAGCAUCAGAGCUCUGAGGCAGAUGGGGAAGAAGACGGUGGUGGUGAACCACAACCCCGAGACCGUCAGCACCGACUUUGAUGAAUGUGACCGUCUUUACUUUGAGGAGCUGACCCUGGAGCGCAUCCUGGACAUCACCCAGCAGGAGGGCUGCUCUGGCAGCAUCGUGUCAGUGGGAGGUCAGAUCCCCAACAACAUGGCCGUUCCUCUCCACCUGAGCGGGGUGAACAUUCUGGGGACCAGCCCCCUGCAGAUCGACCGGGCCGAGGAGCGCUCCAUCUUCUCCAGCAUCCUAGACGACCUCGGGGUGGCCCAGGCCCCAUGGAGGGCCCUCAGCUCCCUGGAAGAUGCUACUGCCUUCGCCAACCAGGUGGGCUACCCGUGUCUGCUGCGCCCCUCCUACGUCCUCAGUGGCUCUGCGAUGAACGUGGUGUACGGAGAAGAGGAGAUGAAACGCUUCCUGGAGGAGGCCACUCAGGUGUCCCAGGAGCAUCCAGUCGUCAUCACCAAGUUCAUCCGUGGUGCCAGAGAGGUGGAGAUGGACGCUGUGGCCAAAGACGGCAAGGUUCUGGUCCAUGCUAUAACAGAGCAUGUGGAAGAUGCAGGCGUCCACUCAGGAGACGCCACUCUGAUGCUGCCGACCCAAACUAUCAGCCAGGGGGCGCUGGAAAAGGUGAAGAUUGCCACACGGAAAAUUGCACAAGCAUUUGAAAUUUCGGGGCCCUUUAACACCCAAUUUCUGGUUAAAGGCAACGAUGUCAUGGUGAUCGAGUGUAACCUGCGGGCAUCACGCUCCUUCCCGUUUGUGUCAAAAACAAUCGGUGUGGACUUCAUCAGCGUGGCGACCAAAGUGAUGGUUGGAGAGCCGCUGGACGAGGCCAGCCUGCCCUCGCUGGACAAACCCAUCAUCCCUGUAGACUACGUGGGCAUCAAGGCCCCCAUGUUCUCGUGGCCCCGGCUGAGGGAGGCGGACCCCGUGCUGCGCUGUGAGAUGGCCUCGACUGGAGAAGUAGCUUGUUUUGGACCAAACAUUUACUCAGCCUUCCUGAAGGCGAUGCUCUCCACAGGCUUUAAGCUGCCGCAGAACGGCAUCCUGAUCGGGAUUCAGCAUUCGUUCCGACCCAACUUCCUGUCUACAGCCCACCAGCUGAAAGAGGAGGGAUUCAAGCUCUACGCUACUGAAGCCACGUCCGCCUGGCUCUGUGCCAACGAUGUUCCUGCCACUCCCGUCGCCUGGCCCUCCGAUAAGGGCGGAGACGCCAGUCUGCCCAGUAUUAAGAGGCUGAUCAGUGAGGGUCAUAUUGACCUGGUGGUCAACUUGCCCAACAACAACACUCGCCACCUGAAGGACAACUUCGCCAUCCGCAGAAUGGCCGUGGACCACGGAGUCCCCCUCAUCACCAACUACCAGGUGGUGAAACUGUUUGCGGAGGCUCACCGCCACGCUGCCGAGCUCGACACCACCAGCCUCUUCCACUACCGGCAGAAAGAGAAGAGCCAGAGAGAAGCUAACCUGAGAGCUAAGAGCUAAGCUAAUGCCUCCUCCAUUCCCUUCAGCCUCAUUAUUCUAACACAGUGAAGUCUUAACUGGGAGAUAAUUUUCAUCACACUGUUUCUUAAACACUCCUUCUGUUUUUCUAUCCCAUAGUUUAAAGAAGAAGAGCUUUUUAAUGGUAGAAGUCUGUCUGUCUGUCUGUCUGUCUGUCUGUCUGUCUGUUUGUGUUAUCCAGACCAAAACACAAUAACAAUAAUGUUUUUGCACCAUAACACAUGUUUACUUUGACUCCACAAGGCCAAUUUUAGCUGGUGUAUUGCUUUUAUUUAUUUUAUUUUGGCGGGGCCUCUGUGAAUCAGAUGCAAUGACAGUUUUACCAGCAGUGGUUUGGGCACAUUGUAUUUUAAUUCAUUUAGUUUCAUUCAUACAUUUUUUUGUUUGUUUCAGACUUCGAAUGUUGUUGAAAAUGUUCUACAGUUUAUAGUAAUAGUGGAGAAAGUAGCUGCAAUGAAGAUCAUUUCUGAUAUAAAGCAACUUUUAUUUUUCAAGAACCCCAAAGUUUAAAGUUUAAAGUUGAUGAAAACUGAAAUGUUUAUAUAUUUACAUUUAUGUGUUUAUAUUCUGUAUGUUAUGCAAUCAAUGAUCGAAUCUGCGCUACAUUUAAAAACAUCACGCUGUGUCUGAAAUCUCAUACUACACACCCAGU